GUGCUCCCACCACGCGGCGGCAUGGCCUUUGGCAAGCCAAGCUGGCAGCACAGGAGGAGUCACCAAGCUGGAGCUGGCAUCAAGAGGGAGGAGAGACCCUUCCUCUGCACCAAGUGCGGGGAGAGCUUCAGCUGGAAGGAGAGCUUGCAGGUGCACCAGAGGACGCACACUGCGCAGGAUGGGAGCCACGCCUGCCACGUCUGCGGAAAGACCUUCAGCCGCCACGGGAACCUCCUCACCCACCAGAGGCUGCACACGGGCGAGCUGCCCUUCCCCUGCCCCGACUGCGGCCGCAGCUUCCCCAGCCGGACCAGCCUUGUGGCACACAGCAGGCAGCAUCGGCGAGGCGGCAGGCCCUUCCCCUGCCCACAGUGCCGCCGCUCCUUCGGCUCCGCGGACAAACUCCUGGAGCACCAGGCGGCCCACGGCAUGAAGGAGAGGCCCGUCAAGCAAGAGGCUGAGCCGUAGCCCCUUCGAUGGAUGCUGCAAGGCUGGCCCUGGUCCCAGGGAGAGGCUCCCCUGGGGAUGGUCCUCCCAGCCUCCGGAAGGGCCCGCAGGGGCUGAGCUCUCCCUCUCCCUCUGGCUGUGUGUGCCUGUGGAGGCACGUGCCCAUUUUCCCACACCCACGUCUACGGGUUGCUGCAGAAACAGUGUGGCGUGUAAGAGCGUGUGCUGCUGGUGCCUGAGGUGCUAAUCCUGCUCAGCCACAAACCUUCCUAAGCUGUUUGCUCCCUUCUAAUCUAGCCCUCCCCACAGGAACGGGGCAAGGAGAACUCAUCAGAACCGCUGAGCACCCGCUCAGUCCCUGGCAGUUCUGGGCAACAUCAGCUGUGGCUGGCGUUCCGGAUGUGCCUGCUUUCUCACCUCCGUCACACUCUCAGUCGACAUUUUCGUCAGCCCGUUUUUUUUCUCAGUUGCUGCCAGUUCAGCUCUGGUCAGCGGCAGAGCAGAAGGUGCCCAGAAGCAUCCCCACUGGGAGGGGCCAGGCGCUGGGUGGUGGGAGGGGCCAGCAACUCCACCUGACCUCCUGGGGAGUGGCUGCCAGUCAUAGGAGGCAGGACCAGAGGUGGGAUCCAGCAGGUUCUCACAGGUUCCCGAGAGUAGGUUACUAAUUAUUUGUUCGUGCUGAGAGGGGGUUACUAAUGGGUGAUUUUGCCACGUGAU
This is a messenger RNA of Sphaerodactylus townsendi, 1164 nucleotides long. Its product is annotated as zinc finger protein 211-like. Lineage: Eukaryota; Metazoa; Chordata; Lepidosauria; Squamata; Sphaerodactylidae. Gene Ontology annotation, molecular function: chromatin insulator sequence binding. The transcript has 2 exons. The record is from RefSeq and is a predicted model, not a curated record. Gene Ontology annotation, biological process: regulation of transcription by RNA polymerase II. Gene Ontology annotation, cellular component: chromosome. The coding region runs from base 22 to 468 and encodes 148 amino acids.